AUGGCUACGCGACACCAGUCAUCGUCGGAGGAUGAAAAAGUUGGCUUGGAUCAUGAGGUCGAGUUUAUCGACCACAAGGGUGCUGCUGAGAAGGCAAGCCAUGAGGGCCAUGCCCCCACAAGCGUCCUCGCCCAAGUGGCCGAACAGGAAAAGCAGCUCUCAACAUGGCAAUCAGUGAAGAAAUACUGGGUCGUCUUCCUCUGGUGCAUGUAUAUCUCAAUCGGCGCCGCCAUCGGAGGUUACGACGGAACGGUUGCCGGUGCCGUUAUCUCUAUUCCCAGCUUCCGUGAAGAUCUCGGGGAUUGGAUAGAUGGCCAAUGGGUUGUAUCUGCUGCCUGGCAAUCUGGUUUCAACGGCGGGUCCUCUUGCGGUGGUGUACUUGGCGGUCUUUGCACCGGUUAUCUUGGCGAUAAGAUUGGACGCAGAGGUUCUCUGCUUGUUGCAAGCAUUAUUUCAAUUGCUGCCAUUUUCCUCGAAGUUUUCUGCAUCCACGAGAGCCAGGUCAUGUUCUUCCUCGGAAGGACAUUCAACGGCUUCGGGGGUGGCAUCUUCGUCACUGUCGCUUCCAGCUAUUGCGCGGAAAUAUCCCCACUCCAACUCCGUGGUAUUACGACAGGUGCCGUGAACGAAUGGAUUGUCAUAGGCCAAUUCCUUUCCUCAGUUAUCAUCAAAGGCACCGGUCAACUCACCUCAACUCUGGCUUACAAGAUCCCGCUGGGUAUUCAAUGGAUCUUCCCGCUCAUGAUUCUCAUUGGACUUCCGUUCGUUCCCGAGUCGCCAUGGUAUUUCGUUCGUAAGAAUCGUAUGGAUUCCGCAAAACGCAGCGUCCAGCGUCUCAUUGGGCACACUGGCGCGGAUAUCGACUUGCACGUGGCUCAGAUCAAGGAGACGAUCGAGUUGGAGGAGCGAUUGACAGGGCAGGCGAAAUGGAUCGAUCUGUUCAAAGGCACCGAUGCACGCCGAACCUUUAUCACUGCCAUGGUAUUCAUUUGCCAGGAGAUGGUCGGCGUCCAAUUCGUACUGGGCUACAGCACCUAUUUCUUCGAGCUUGCGGGUUUCAACACGAGCGAUUCGUUCUCUCUGGGUGUGGGAACGCUCGGCAUCGCUUUCGUGGGCAACCUUCUCGGCAUCGCCUUCACUAACCACCUCGGUCGUCGUCCAAUCUUUGUCUGGGGAAUGGUCGCUUGUACAAUUGAUUGUCUCAUGAUCGCCAUCCUCUCACUCGUACCUGGAAACGGCGCUCUCUGGGCAAUGGGUGUGUUUACUAUGCUUUACAUGCUUGUGUACCAGGCUGGCAUCGGUCCUUUGGCAUACUGUAUCUACGCCGAAAUCUCCUCCGCCAGAUUGCGAUCCAAGACCGUCGCCUGGGGAGUGAUGAUCAACCAAGCGUUCGGCUUGUUGAUCACAGUCAUCAACCCAUAUCUGAUAAAUCCGAACGAGGCAAACUUGCAAGGCAAGGUCGGCUGGAUAUUCGGAGGGUUCGGCGUCAUCUUCACCAUCUGGUCGUAUUUCGGUAUCCCCGAGACAUCUGGCAGGACGAUUGACGAGAUCGAUAUCCUGUUCGCACGCAAGGUGCCCGCGAGGAAAUUCUCGAAAUACGUCAUUACCGAGGCGGACAGGGCAGAGUGA
Molecule: messenger RNA, 1629 nt
Organism: Dacryopinax primogenitus
Lineage: Eukaryota; Fungi; Basidiomycota; Dacrymycetes; Dacrymycetales; Dacrymycetaceae
Product: sugar transporter
Exons: 9
Coding region: 1-1629 (542 amino acids)
Biological process (GO): transmembrane transport; carbohydrate transport
Cellular component (GO): membrane
Molecular function (GO): carbohydrate:proton symporter activity
Source: RefSeq, a predicted model, not a curated record